This is a messenger RNA of Punctularia strigosozonata HHB-11173 SS5, 1166 nucleotides long. RefSeq lists its product as uncharacterized. The record is from RefSeq and is a predicted model, not a curated record. Bases 14 to 1063 code for a protein of 349 amino acids. The transcript is spliced from 8 exons. NCBI's taxonomy places the organism in Eukaryota, Fungi, Basidiomycota, Agaricomycetes, Corticiales, Punctulariaceae.
GUCUCUGCCCUACAUGAGUCAUACUUCAACGCCAUCCUCUCAUCUUCAGAAGGAUGUUAUACUCGACGUCCAUGCUGAUCAAAUCAAAUCUAUGAAGAAGUUGACUCCAUGGGGCUUCGAGGGCAUCUACUGUAAAACGGAGAAAACAGUCGGACAAUGCAUGGAUCUCUUCUCUCAAGAGCUACCGGUUUACACAGCCCACCUCCCAUCUGAGACGCUCAGAGGUCUGGAGGACAUGUUAGACGACGUGAAUCUCCGGCGGGAUGCCCUUGAGUCAGAAUUAAGAGCAGCACGCAAGGCUCCGCUCUGGAAACGACGAUAUCUGAUCAUCACUACGGCUCGGAAUGAAAACCAGGCAUAUCGGCAAGCUGCAGAGAAGUUCCGGCGUCGUCUUCUUACUGCAUCGGAUUUUGCGAGACGAAAGAAACGCUAUUCGGAGUGUGACGUCGCUAUCGUCCACUCAGAAGACCUUAAGCUUCGCCAUACUGUGACAAAAAAUCACGGAAACCACACCGAAGCCGAAGCAGGCAAUAAUCGGCCGGGCGUAGUUGUUAUGGGCCCGGAUGGGACUUCGCCAACAGUAUUUGAUCUCGCCGCGCCUUGGGACAACAAGAGAGAGACAUAUCUCGACUCCUCUGGGAACGCUCUCUCGAACCCCCUUGACGUGAUUAAUGGUCUGCUUCAACCUCCCGAUGGAGCGCUGGGGCAAGCUGCCACAGCAAUGGGAACCGAUAUAGGACGUGUCGUCGAUAAUGUCUCACGGCCCGAAGAUGAAGCCAGGUUCACUCAAGGCGGAUCCACGCGUGACUCCGAAAACGAGAGCGAUGCAGAGUCCAUAAGCGGUGCCGAGAUUACAGUCUCAUCGGACACUGCAACCUACUCUAGCUCAAUGACACCAGCAGAUCGAGACGCACCUUCGCCAUAUCAAUCCGAGUUCGAGACCAUAGGAGAAGCCCUCAGAUCUCCGACCCCUUUGGAUGAUGACGGGCGAGAAUAUCCAACGAGCCCGCUCCCGACAAGCCCACGGAUCGUUGAUUCGAUUGUGAAGCGAUGGCUAGGGUAGUGCGGCUCAAAAUUUGGCUGCAGUAUUACUAACGAAGUCGUUCCCUGAGAGUGCAGGCAGGCUGGUCUUUGAAUUUAUCCUGAUCAAUCGAUUUUUUUCUUCC